AAUAGUUGCCGGUGUUUCCUUGACUGUUGACUGGACUCUGCUUGAUUUAACAAAAGCUGUGAGUUUUGAACUGAUGCUUCCAACGACAUCUUCUAACAACAAAACCAAGUUAAAAUCCAGCGCUGGAAUCCUUUUCACAAAGGAUAUAUUGAGAGCUGUGAUGUUGGAUACAUACAAAACUAAUGAUUCAUUUCUUUCAGGAAAAUAUAUAUCAGCUACACUGCAGGAGAUAGUUUCAGACGAAGCUGUUCAGAAUAGAUCUGCCAGUGCCUACCACCCAAACCAUAUCAGGAAAACAAGGCAUAUGCUUAGUUUCAG
Eurytemora carolleeae is the source of this 318-nucleotide messenger RNA. RefSeq lists its product as uncharacterized. Lineage: Eukaryota; Metazoa; Arthropoda; Copepoda; Calanoida; Temoridae. The record is from RefSeq and is a predicted model, not a curated record.